Molecule: messenger RNA, 1351 nt
Organism: Rotaria sordida
Lineage: Eukaryota; Metazoa; Rotifera; Eurotatoria; Philodinida; Philodinidae
Source: the annotation of a GenBank genome assembly
UGGUGUCAAAAUGUAGAGAAGACCUGCCCCUACAACCUAACAAAGCCGGAUUUUUGAAAAAAAAAAAUUAAUUUUUUUAGACAGUUUUUUCGAAAAACCUAGAUCAAUUUUUUAGAAAACUCGAGUUUUUUGUAAACAAAUAAAUUGAAAACAAAAAUUCUGGCUUUGUUAGGUUGUAGCACUGAUAUUUACCUUCAUUUUAAAACCUUCCCGAGCAUUCUAACAUUUAAAAUGGCGGAGAAAUCUUUGACACAGUCAAAGAAAACGAAAAAAAACAGUUUCGAGAAAAACACAAAACAAUUUUUUCUUUGAUUAUCGCGAUUUUUUCGUUUAAAAAUGGUAGUGAAUAAACAAGAAGGCAGUUUAUUAUAGGUUAUCGACUAUGGCGAAUCGUAUGAGCACAUGGAGAGAUAUGUGUGACGUAGUUUUUUUUACGUGUACGCGUUGGUCUCACGAAAAACCAUCAAAAACCACUGGUUUUUGAAAAAAUCUAUAAAAUUACUUGAAUUUAAUAUGUAUAAUGAAACUAGUGUUUUGAAUCAGAUAUUACGAAACAAAACAUUCAAUUUUCUGUUGCCGAGUAGGCAAAAGAAAAUUAAUGACUUAUUCUUGUGGUUAUUGUAUAAAAAAACAUACAACGAAAUUCGCGGGUUCAUGCUCAGUCAUCACCACCUGGCUCGUAAGCAUCAUCCUCUUCAGUUUCACCUUCUUCACUCUCUAUUGAUUUCAAUAACUGAAGUUUUCGAAAAAAAACAUUUUUGAUGUAGGGGUCUUCAGAAAAGCCGUUGUAAAACCCUCAAAACCCAUCGAAAAACCAAUAAAUUAUAGUGCAUUCGAAAGUAGAGAUAAUGGGCUAUCUUACUAUGUAUAAAUCUAAAAACCGAUAUUUUUGUCGAAAAUUCCUUUUUUUUUAGGGGUGGGGGGCCCUUAACAGAAGGAUUUUUGUUUUAAAUGUACAUCUGUUACCAACACAUUAGUUGCUUUAACGCAAUCAGUUUUUAUUUUAUUAUUAACAAGACUAAGUCAACAUUUAUAUUUUUUUAAGGGAAAACAUGAAGAAUUUAGUCUUGCAUUUGCUGGUAUAACUGUUCAUGAUAUGUUCAAUUGGUUAAAAGUACUUAUUUUAUUAUCAAUUGAAAUAAUUUCGAAUAUGAUAUAUCAUUUAACUAAUUCAAUAACAAAAUCAAUAAAUUUUAAAAAAAAUACAAAUUCUAAUUCAGAAUUUCUUACUGUUAUAAGAAAACCAUUAACUGAACGAAUUGUUCAACUUGAUAAUGAAGCAAUUGAAAGUAUAGCAUUGGGUAAUGCUAGUCCAAAUAUAUCUUUACUAAAACGAUAUUGUUCAUUUUAA